This is a messenger RNA of Acipenser ruthenus (sterlet), 774 nucleotides long. Its product is annotated as induced myeloid leukemia cell differentiation protein Mcl-1 homolog. The transcript is spliced from 3 exons. Gene Ontology annotation, molecular function: protein homodimerization activity; channel activity; protein heterodimerization activity. Gene Ontology annotation, biological process: extrinsic apoptotic signaling pathway in absence of ligand; intrinsic apoptotic signaling pathway in response to DNA damage; positive regulation of apoptotic process. Lineage: Eukaryota; Metazoa; Chordata; Actinopteri; Acipenseriformes; Acipenseridae. The record is from RefSeq and is a predicted model, not a curated record. Gene Ontology annotation, cellular component: mitochondrial outer membrane.
AUGGGCAGCAGAAUCAUCACCAGCCUCAACGUGGGUCAGGAAAUGGAGGUGGGUUUCGUGACGGACAUGGCUGAGAGCCUGUUCAGCGACGGGACCACGAACUGGGGCCGCGUGGUCAGCUUGGUGACGUUCGGGGCCGUGGUGGCCAGGCACCUGAAACAGCGCGGCCUGGAGCACUGCAUCGAGCCGCUGGGGGAGCGAAUCAGCAGCUUCCUCCUCCGGGACAAGAGAGCCUGGAUGAGAACGGAGCGUGGGUGAGAAGGCUUCGUGGAUUUCUUCCACACGGAGGACCCCGAGUCCAGCAUGAGGAACGCUUUGAUGACCUUCGCUGGCCUUGCAGGUAUCGGCGCUGGCAUCGUGCUGCUCAUGAGAUGAGGGGAGGGGGACUCCCUAAAGAUACUGGACUAUCGCUACCUGAAUGUCUGUCCAUUCAAAAAGACUUUGCUUCCAUGCCCCCUGUCAAAAAGUUAAACGUGGCUGACGGGGGUGCGGUUUUGAAGAACGCAGACUCUGCCCCGGUGAAAGGGAGGAGGAGGGGCACAGACCAGGGGGUCCAGAGAGAGGGGUUCUCCAGGCACACCAUUUUUAAAACACACUACAGUUUGGAGAUCGCAGGAAGGAGUGGAUUCCCAGAUGCGUGUUUUUUUGUUUGUAAUUUGGUGCUUUUGAAAUGUUGCAGCUAAAUUUGAGAGUGAAUGUAACACCAGAUUUGAGUGUUUCUAUAGCUGCUCAGUGACAUCACUGGUCUGGUUUCCCUGGUUUAAGGGGAGUGUU